AUGACAAUGACCUUUGGUUCCAGCAUCACACAGGUCUGCAUAAUUAGCAAAAAAACGGUUCUCUGGAAUUGGGAAGAAGUGGACAAGCUAGCUUUCUGGACGAUCAUUCUCAGUGGCGCUUUAAGUUUGACGGCAUCGUAUUUGGUGGACGUGUUUCAAGGUCAUCUGAAGAUCGCUCUUCAUCUUCUACUUACGAUCUCGUCGGCAAUGUUCCUUUGGGUACUCCUGUUGGACGAUCGAGUGUUGGCCUUUCACAAAGGCGAACUGUAUGCCGCGGUGAUCCUGGGGAUAUCCGCCAGCUGGUCAACUCCCGCCCUUUUCCUUGAGCUCGCUUCCGAGAUCGCGUUUCCGGUCUCCGAGGCCAUUGUCGGCGGCUACAUGAUUUUCUUGUCGAACUUAGUCGGCGCGCUUUUCUACUUUUCAUACUUUCUACCAUGGAUGAACGAGCACUGGUCAACGUAUUGCGCGUUCGGUAACGUCACGAUCGCGAUGAUACUUGUGAUUUAUGUCAAGGAAGAAUACAAUCGCACAAAGAUAGAAUCAGAAAUCGACUGGCCAUUUCAGGAAGCGCUAAAGGGUUGCCGGAAGUUCCGACGGAAGAAAAUACGAAACUAA
Harpegnathos saltator (Jerdon's jumping ant) is the source of this 615-nucleotide messenger RNA. RefSeq lists its product as uncharacterized. Bases 1 to 615 code for a protein of 204 amino acids. The record is from RefSeq and is a predicted model, not a curated record. The transcript is spliced from 4 exons. Gene Ontology annotation, cellular component: intracellular membrane-bounded organelle; membrane. Lineage: Eukaryota; Metazoa; Arthropoda; Insecta; Hymenoptera; Formicidae.